UAUUCGCCUUUGCAGAUUUACUUCACUCUCUCUCUACUCAUGUAUCUUUCCCCCAUUUCUCACUUCCUUUCAUCUCUGUAUGCCUUCCAGUGACCGCCUCAGUUGAGAUAAUCAAAGCUCAGUUUGCAGUUUUCAUGGCCUCCGUCCUCGAAUCUGGUUGGCAGUAUCUGAUUACUCAUUUUAGUGACUUUCAACUUGCUUGCCUUGGGAGUUUCUUUCUCCAUGAAAGUGUCUUUUUCUUAUCUGGACUACCAUUUAUUUAUUUUGAAAGAGCAGGAUGGCUGACCAAGUACAAAAUUCAGUCCAAAUCCAACAGUGCUGCAGCUCAGAAAAAAUGUAUCACCCAACUGUUACUGUAUCAUUUAUGUGUCAAUCUACCAGUUAUGAUUGUUUCAUAUCCUGUCUUUAGAUCCAUGGGCAUGAGAAGUAGUCUGCCUUUGCCAUCCUGGAAAGUAAUAUCUACACAGAUCCUAUUCUACUUCAUUCUAGAGGAUUUUGUGUUCUAUUGGGGCCACAGGAUAUUGCACACGAAAUGGCUGUACAAGCAUGUUCAUAGCAUUCAUCACGAGUAUGCUACCCCAUUUGGACUAACAUCAGAAUAUGCUCACCCAGCUGAAAUCCUAUUUCUUGGAUUUGCUACAAUUGUGGGUCCUGCAAUGACUGGCCCUCACCUCUUUACUCUCUGGCUUUGGAUGGUUGUAAGAGUCCUAGAGACUGUAGAGGCACAUUGUGGUUAUCAUUUUCCUUGGAGCCCAUCAAAUUUCUUGCCUUUAUAUGGAGGAUCUGAUUUUCACGACUAUCACCAUCGACUACUUUACACAAAGUCUGGAAACUACUCCUCCACUUUCGUUUACAUGGACUGGAUUUUUGGAACUGAUACAGGUUAUAGAAAAUUGAAGGCAUUGAAGAAAUACGAAGAUGAAGCUGAAGCUGGCAAGGUGAAAGAAAAAUGAAAAUGGAAGAAGAUUCAUUUAGGGAUUUGAACGAUGAAUUAGCCAUUUUUCUGGUACCUUGUUGAUUCAUAUUGACCUGAAAGAGUUAUUUGUAGAUGGGGACAUUUCAAUUUUUAACAUCAAGU
Impatiens glandulifera is the source of this 1078-nucleotide messenger RNA. RefSeq names its product methylsterol monooxygenase 2-2-like. Gene Ontology annotation, molecular function: C-4 methylsterol oxidase activity; iron ion binding. Lineage: Eukaryota; Viridiplantae; Streptophyta; Magnoliopsida; Ericales; Balsaminaceae. The record is from RefSeq and is a predicted model, not a curated record. The transcript has 7 exons. Gene Ontology annotation, biological process: 4-alpha-methyl-delta7-sterol oxidation; sterol biosynthetic process. The coding region runs from base 135 to 953 and encodes 272 amino acids.